Molecule: messenger RNA, 3464 nt
Organism: Pomacea canaliculata
Lineage: Eukaryota; Metazoa; Mollusca; Gastropoda; Architaenioglossa; Ampullariidae
Product: calpain clp-1-like
Exons: 12
Coding region: 200-985 (261 amino acids)
Biological process (GO): proteolysis
Cellular component (GO): cytoplasm
Molecular function (GO): calcium-dependent cysteine-type endopeptidase activity; calcium ion binding
Source: RefSeq, a predicted model, not a curated record
GCAACCCCCAGUUCUACCUGAACCUGUCGAAGACUGACACGGUUCUAAGCAGCAGAGGGGAAUGUACUAUUAUCAUCUCUCUCAUGGAGAAGGAAAUAGACAAAAAGACAUCGAUAGCGAUAGGGUUUGAUGUUUACAAACUGCUGAAACCAGACCUUCGGCCACUGAACGAAAGGCGUGCCCCCAAGAACGCCUGGAGAUGGCGAAGAGGUCUGGCAAGUACCAGUUCUACCGGGAAGUGACGAAACGGAUGGUUCUGCCUCCCGGACAUUACGUCAUCAUUCCAUCAACGUACCUACCUAACGAAGAGGCCAAGUUCAUGCUGAGGAUUUUCACAGAAAAGUUCGCCAAUAGCAGUGUUAUGGAAGAGAAGCCAGACAUGUCGGACAAAGAUAUCCCGCCCAUCUUGUCGCCCAAGGAUUUUGUCUACGACCUGUUUAACAAGAUCGCCGGCAGCGACAGCAUGCUGGAUGCCGCGGAACUGCAGACCUUUCUCAGCGCUGUCUCUGAAGAAGACAUCAAGAAACAAGUAAACUUUAGCGUGGAGCAGUGUCGGAGUCUUCUUCCAAUGAUGGAUGAAAGUCGCACUGGAAGACUGGGCUUCAAUGAAGCCAAGAAACUGUGGAAGGAAAUAAAAGCUUACAGGGAGGUGUUCCUGCAGUUUGACAGAGAUAAAUCAAACUCCGUGGACACUUACGAACUUACCAACAUGUUCACCAAACUAGGAGGCCCGUUCCUACUGCUCCUCAAAGAUACAACAAUGAUGGGACCCGAUGGCUUCCCUGUCGCUCGACCUGUUCUGACCGCUAUUGUGCGUCGCUAUGGUGACCGGGACAACCGCAUCUCGCUGGAGGACUUCAUCGUUAUAAUCUUCCGACUAAUUGAGCUUUUCAAAGUGUACCAGGCUCAAGAACAAAGAACGGGCCGCUCAGGUGUAGCAGAAUUCUCAAGGAAUGAGUUCUUGCAAAACACAAUGUACUUGUGAGGAUUUCGGUGGUGCGAUGAAUGUUCUACAGCUUCGCAGACGACAGGUGGCUGCUGAGGAAGAAUGGAAAGUGUUGCAUGAAAGUCUACCACAUGCUUAAUAACUUCAGACACGACACCUGCGGUCUGCUGACGUUUGCGUCAGAGUAAAUGUCGAACUGAUUGUUCAGGACUUUUGGACACUUCACUAGAAAGAUUGGAGAAAAUGUCGAAGGAACUACUGAGAAAAUUUAAGGUUACGGAAUACAUUGCUCAUUGUUUGCACAUGUCAAGGAAUGGAUCACAAGAAAUUGUCUAAAGAUUGACUGGAAAAAGUUAAAAAUGUUAACGCUCAUUAUAACUAGUAUUAAUUGUUGAUAAAGAUAGCAAAACAUUUCAGCCGAAAUAACCUUUCUCUGAGAAAUGCUUGGCGAAGAUCGAACAAGAAGCUUUAAUAUAGCCCUUUUGAUAAAGUGUGACCCUUGACCUUUAUUUGUCAGCCCGAACACUGCCGAUACUGUCACGAGGACUCGUGUGUGGACAGAAUAGGCACGAGAAAAAAAACCUUCAAACCCUCCUCUACUGUUGGAAGAGGAUAAUACCGCCUUAGAUAGUUCCAGAUUCUCAUCCAAACUUACCUCAUUUCAGCAUCCUAACUUCCAGCUCCUCUAUCAUCACCAUCAGCGCCUUAGAUCGUUGCUGUUAUCUUGUCGUUAUUGGGACGGAGGGUCGGGGGGAACUGUUGUCGUCCUUAUACAUCUAACACUUCUUUCAACAUCAAUGAUUCCCCUAUCGCGUUCAUCAUCCAUUAGUUUUUGUUUUUCCAUCUUUUAAUCCUCAUAACACCCAUCAUCCAAAUUUUUUUUAUCUGGUAAAAGACAAGCCAUGAUCUGAUAAAAGUUGUAUCUCCACUCAGAGGCUUGCUAUCGCAUACCUUCGACAAAUUUCGAAGGGUACUUUGGUAGCGACUGAUUUAGUUGCAGUAGAUAUUCUAGGUGAUAAUCAAAUAAUAGUAAUUGAUGAUCUAGGAACUGUAUACCUGUAAUGAUAUUUUUGAUAUGAAAUCUGAAGAUCUGAACGAUUCAACGGCUAGGCCGACUAUGCAAUUCCCUGACGUGUUUAUAUUUCGCCUCCGAAACACUUGCCGCAUCUUGCUUCGAUUUUGAAGUACGCAUCGGGAUGAUUUUAUUUCAUUAUUCAUUUUAAAAGUUAUUUUCAAUUUUGCAUCGAAGGAAUGACCUUUCGGCUUACACUUUUUUUCCUCACUUCGAUUUUCUUAGUGCAUUAUUAUAUCAUCCGAUUAGUCAUUUGUAUCAGCUGUUACUUGAAUCAGAUGGUAAUGAAUAUUCAGUAUUAUCACAUUGCUCACUUCAAAGCUUCUGUUACGUGCUCGACGUACAGAAAAUAUACAAUAGGAAUUUAUUAUAUAGUUAAGCCGGGACACUUAUGAAUAGGAACUUAAUUUGUUGUUCAUUUCGUCUCCCUACCACUGUGUUACACAUCUAAAAGGUGACCGGGUGGUCGUGUGCACUGAAGAAAACCAGUCUGACGAGUACACACGUUGUGGUGUUUAUCAGAAAAGAAAGUCGAUUUUUAUGAUAAAUUGAUGAUGACCGUUUUUUCAUGCUUCGCGGGGUCUGUAAUUUCUUGAGUGGAUGCUGACUAGACUAGGUCUUUGCUAAUCAGAAUAGUUUUGCCUCCGUUUGUUCCGAUCUGCAGCCUAUCGUUAACUUUGCAACUUUCGCAUUGAUGAUUAUUGUAUUUACGAGUGAAGUCACCUCAGUUUUAAACAGAUUUUUAGAGAAAUUAUAACAUAGAGAACCAGUUUACAGAGUUGUUCUUUAUUUCACUAAUACGUAAAUCUAAGCUAAGCUAAGCUAUGUGGAAAAGUCGCUUCCCCUUUCUAAUUAUGUCAGGAAAACUCACUUUUGUUAAUGCUGAAGAUAGCAGAGGUAGUCCUUGCAACUAAACUACAAAGAUCUUUACAUAAAUAGUUCAGUCAAUGACGACGAGUGUAAUGACCAUAACGAAGAUGAUGAAUGUUGACAAUAUUAUUCGAUCAGGCGUAUUAUUCUUAUUAUUACAUUGACGUUCACAACAAAAGAGCUACAUCUGGAGUUUCUUUUUUUAUUUCAUUUUAUUUUUUGUGUGUGUGAAACGAGUGCCAUACAUGUUUGUCUUUUGAGCGUUCUGCAGGAAAUUCGGGGGAUGACUGUACAACAAGAAACGAUUGUUUAUAUGUUGUCAUUAUUGUCCUUCCGAAUUAAUUUGGAAACAUUAUUAUUUUGUUGAUUAUAUUGCAACGGUUACUUUCUGUAAUACCGUUGCAAGUUGUUUUUAUUUGUAAUACAGGUUAAAACUUUGCUCAGAUAACUUUUUCGCUUGUGAUAAAUUUAUUUUGUUUUAGUUUAUUUUCAUUGUUGUAUAAUAGAUAGUUGCCACAACUUUGCUUUACUUAAACUUUUUAGAAAAAUGUAUAUUAAACACACAAUAAAAACACA